AUGCAUUGUGGGAAGUGUAGUCCCACGGCUGCCUGUUCCCCUUGCCCCGCCGGCCAGUUAGAACUCGUCUCCCGGCAUUCCAAUCUGCUCGCGGUCUGUGAUUGGUUCACUGUGAGCCGUCCGUUUAGUUGUUGGACAACAUCCCCCAGAAUCCUCCGCGCUCGGGCUAGCAGUGGCCUCCCACAUGUCUUCUGGCACAAAGGCUGCUCUUCAGUUGCAGGAUGUCUCGUCGUAGACCUUGAUGUCCAAGGAGAAGAAGCUGUGGCUGUCCAGGCGCUGCAGGAGGCGGAAGACGAGAACGUUCUCCCCACGGAAAGGGACCCUGCUGUAGACUGCACCGUCUUGUCUCGAAGCAAAUCUGGAGAUUCCGGUGCUAAAAUCUACCCAGCCAGUUGGGAAAUGGAAGAGAGCAACAGCGCUUGUAAUUCUACAGACAGCAAUCGCCAAGUUCCUAACAACUCCGAUGAAGCCCCAUUAAAGGAAGGUCUAGCCCCAGCUACUUCGAAAUCUAAUGAAAACGGCAAUGCGGACGGUGCAAAAACCCUCGAGUCAAACAAGCCGCGGGAAACGUCGACCUCUAAACACAAUGACGGCGGUAAAUCAUUUUGGGACAAACCAAAAUACAUCCAGAAGUACUUAAGCCAAAAGGAGCAGAAGAAUUACAUAUGCAAUGAAUGCGGGAAGAGUUUUAUCUACCGCUCGUACCUCGUGGUCCACCAGAGGACGCAUACAGGGGAGAGGUUAUACGUCUGCAUUGAGUGCGGGAAAGGCUUCACGCGGAACUCUUACCUCGUGAUACAUCGCAGGUCGCACACCGGAGAGAAACCGUUCCCGUGUCUCGAAUGCGGAAAAAGCUUUACGAGUAACGUAAGUUUGGUGAAACACCAAAAAACCCACGACGAGGUAAAGCCGUAUAACUGCGAACAUUGCGGGAAGAGCUUUACGGAUAGCUCCAACUAUAUGCGCCACCAGAUAAUCCACACCGGGGAGAAACCCUACAAAUGCAGCAUGUGCGAGAAAAGCUUCACCAGGAACUCCCACCUGGUGCUGCAUCAGAGGACGCAUACCGGGGAGAGGCCUUAUCCUUGCCCGCACUGUGAUAAAUGCUUUACCAGCAGCUCCAACCUCGCAAGCCACCAGAAGACGCACACGGGCAAGAAGCCUUACUCGUGCAAGGAGUGCGGGAAAAACUUCUCUCAGAAAUCAUACCUGGUCACGCAUGCACGGAGCCACACCGGGGAGAAGCCCUUCGCGUGUGACUGCGGCAAGCGCUUCGUUGUCCGAGCCUCUCUGGUGAAGCACCAGGCCAAGCACACGGGGGAACGGCCUUUCGGGUGCGGCGCGUGCGGCAAGCGCUUUCUACGGCGAUCGCAUCUCAACGCGCACAGGAAAACCCACAAGGUGGAGAGGCCGUUUGCUUGUAACAAGUGCGAAAAGACCUUCACGCGGAGGUCCCACCUUCUGGUCCACCGGAGAAGUCACAAGCGCGAGAAGCCCUACCUUUGCUUUGAGUGCGGCGACUGCUUCACGCGUAAAUCCGCUCUAAUCACUCAUCAGAAAAGCCACGAACUACCGCUGAGGGACGCUGACCAAAACGAGGAAGAGGAGACGCUAGAGGAUAAUAGUUAGUAAGACUGUGUUAGCGUGUGUG
Spea bombifrons (plains spadefoot toad) is the source of this 1651-nucleotide messenger RNA. RefSeq names its product gastrula zinc finger protein XlCGF57.1-like. Gene Ontology annotation, cellular component: nucleus. Gene Ontology annotation, biological process: regulation of transcription by RNA polymerase II; lipid metabolic process; central nervous system development. Gene Ontology annotation, molecular function: RNA polymerase II cis-regulatory region sequence-specific DNA binding; phosphatidylinositol-4,5-bisphosphate phospholipase C activity; DNA-binding transcription factor activity, RNA polymerase II-specific. The transcript is spliced from 3 exons. NCBI's taxonomy places the organism in Eukaryota, Metazoa, Chordata, Amphibia, Anura, Pelobatidae. The record is from RefSeq and is a predicted model, not a curated record. Bases 1 to 1629 code for a protein of 542 amino acids.